Molecule: messenger RNA, 1035 nt
Organism: Diutina rugosa
Lineage: Eukaryota; Fungi; Ascomycota; Pichiomycetes; Serinales; Debaryomycetaceae
Gene: MDH1-3
Product: malate dehydrogenase
Exons: 1
Coding region: 1-1035 (344 amino acids)
Biological process (GO): tricarboxylic acid cycle; malate metabolic process
Cellular component (GO): cytoplasm
Molecular function (GO): L-malate dehydrogenase (NAD+) activity
Source: RefSeq, a predicted model, not a curated record
AUGAAGGUAACAGUUUGUGGCGCUGCUGGGGGCAUUGGCCAACCCCUUUCCCUUUUACUCAAAUUAAACCCCCAAGUUACCGAGCUUGCUUUGUUUGAUAUCGUGAAUGCUAAAGGUGUUGCCGCUGAUUUAAGUCACAUUAACACACCUGCCAAGGUUAAUGGUUACCAACCUGCCUCAAAGGAGGAUACUCAAGCUAUCACCGAGGCUCUCAAGGGUACCGACUUGGUGGUUAUCCCCGCUGGGGUUCCGAGAAAGCCAGGGAUGACUCGAGCUGAUUUGUUCAACAUCAAUGCAUCAAUUGUUCGUGAUCUUGUGGCCAAUAUUGGCAGAACUGCACCGAAUGCUUCAAUUCUUAUCAUCUCAAAUCCAGUGAACGCUACCGUACCGAUUGCCGCCGAAACCUUGAAGAAGUUGGGAGUCUUCAAUCCCAAAAAGCUUUUUGGCGUCACCACGUUGGACUCCGUGAGAGCAGAGACGUUCUUGGGUAAUUUGAUUGGCGAGAAUCCUGACAAUCUCAGAGGCAAAUUGCUGGUGAUCGGGGGACACUCCGGUGAUACCAUUGUGCCCCUUACGCAUACUAACAAUGCCAUCGCGAAGAAGGUUGACAACUUGUCGAAGUCUCAAUACGAUGAGUUUGUCCACAGAGUGCAGUUUGGUGGGGAUGAAGUUGUAAAAGCGAAAGACGGCGCUGGUUCCGCCACGUUGUCUAUGGCGUACGCUGGAUACAGAUUCGCUGAAAACAUCUUAAACCUGUUGAACGGAACAUCCUCAAGUCAGGAAGUUCCCGACUCCGCUUAUGUUUACUUGCCAGGAGUUCCGGGUGGCGACAAGCUUGUGAAGGAGAAGUUGAAUGGUGCAACCUUCUUUUCAGUUCCGGUCAUUUUGAAAAACGGUGAAGUUUCUGAUUUCGUAAACCCUUUUGACAAAUUGACUAUCACCGAACUGGAAAAUGAACUCAUCAAGGUUGCCUUAGGUGGCUUGCAGAAGUCAAUUGAGCAAGGUACAAAUUUCGUAACCGGCACCAAGUUGUAG